GAUACCUUGACCAGAGAAUAACCCGUUAUCUUUACCCAAGAGACCUACUGUUGGGCUAUCAUUUUGGCGUUAAAGGUAAAUGUCUAACAAUGUCUAGUUACUGGGCCAAAAGGAGAAGAAUAUUGAAAGGAGUUGAGAGGGACAAACAGGAAAUUGCAGCUGCAAACAAUGCUCUAUUUGCUAUUAUUCCCGACUUACUCCCGACUGACCAAGUAAAUCCUCAUGUUAAUGAGCAUGGAAUGGCUACAACAAGCCAUGUACAAACUGUAACCCCUGAAGCACAGGAAACACUUGUUGAUGAGGUAUAUGAACCAGGUGAAAUGUUUUCCUCAAGCACAGAAGAUAGUGAAGAGGAAGUGGAUUGCCUAAGGACACAAUUGGCAGGGUGGGCUAUUGACAACAUGAUCCCCCAUCAUGAAGGGAUGCUGUUUGCCAUUGUUCAGUUCAUUGAUGAGGGGGAUCUGCCGUUUGCAGUGGUUCCGCAAGUGUGGCUCAGCAAGGGCAUGUGCUAUUGGCCCCCAUUUAACCUCUGCAAAAAGGACAAAGGCAACAAUUUAGCCAUCCGCUGCACGCCUCCACACAGCACCUGGGAAAAACAUAAUUUUAAGUUCAUGAAGGGAGCAGAAUCUUGGCAAGAGGCGACAAGAUAUUUGAUGCGCUUCCAAACAGGUUCCUGCGUUGAAACGACGGAUGAUGACAAGAAGGGAAAGUGAAAGAGAAUUUCAAACUCUAAGUACAGACCCCAGGCCUCUUCUGAUGAAGAGGAGUCUUGUCUUCCAGAUGCACCAGCAGUGCUCUCGUUUCAACAACCUCUUUUGAACUUGGAAAACAUUGUUCCCGGUAAUGUUUCAGUGCUGCCCGAUGCUCCAGAAGUUUCAUUGGUUCCAGAAAACCAGGAAAAUGUGGAGCCAUCUGUAGACUUCAGAGCUGGUAUGUAAAAUGUAUUGCUGUGAUGCCCUUAUUUGUGA
Esox lucius (northern pike) is the source of this 968-nucleotide messenger RNA. RefSeq lists its product as uncharacterized. The transcript has 3 exons. The coding region runs from base 90 to 713 and encodes 207 amino acids. The record is from RefSeq and is a predicted model, not a curated record. Lineage: Eukaryota; Metazoa; Chordata; Actinopteri; Esociformes; Esocidae.